AUGCGCAUCCGGGAGAGCAUGACAACUCAAGGACCCUAUGUCGUAUCUCUCUGCGGGGCAACCAUUCCCGCUCCCUGGAACGACCUCGAGGUGUUGCCUCCCACAUGCAAGGUAGCAGAACCCCUUCUGGCGGCACUGUUUCAUUUUCUGACCGCCCUUCGAGUGCCAGCGACUUGCGUCAUAGCGGCAGGCUUCAAGCCUGGCCGAUUGCAAGACGUCUCGACCUCGACCCUGCCCGUCGUCAGCCAGCUGGGCCCCGUCGUCGCCCGCGGCCUCAGCUGCGCCUUCGCCGCUGAGGCGCCUGGAGGGCUGGAGGCCUCGGCGGCAUGGCAUGGCACCGCCGACGACGCCCUGGACGGGAGCGUGAUGUUCUUGUGA
This is a messenger RNA of Ostreobium quekettii, 378 nucleotides long. The record is from the annotation of a GenBank genome assembly. Lineage: Eukaryota; Viridiplantae; Chlorophyta; Ulvophyceae; Bryopsidales; Ostreobiaceae.